Molecule: messenger RNA, 3837 nt
Organism: Perca fluviatilis (European perch)
Lineage: Eukaryota; Metazoa; Chordata; Actinopteri; Perciformes; Percidae
Gene: trpm6
Product: transient receptor potential cation channel, subfamily M, member 6
Biological process (GO): protein phosphorylation; monoatomic cation transmembrane transport; protein tetramerization
Cellular component (GO): apical plasma membrane
Molecular function (GO): ATP binding; monoatomic cation channel activity; protein serine/threonine kinase activity
Source: RefSeq, a predicted model, not a curated record
GUGUGUGUGUGUGUGUGUGUGUUUUCCUACCAGCUUUUCUCUCAGACUCGGUGAAGCCAUUGUUAGAUUUCUCUGGGAACCGUUUGUCCCACAGCGACCGACCGACCGACCGGACAGACCCUGAACCCUGACCCUGAACCCUGAACCUGAACCCUGAGAGACCGGCUGAAGCGUGAAGGACCCACAUCUCGCCGCCACACCGCAAGUUUCAGGUUUCAAUGACGAGGAGAGAAACCCCGGGACCUCGUGUUGUAUCUCUGACUGCCCCGGCGCUGCCAUGAGUUUCAGCGAGAAGUCACGAAAGUCCUGGAUUGAGGAAACCUUCUUCAGGAGAGAGUGUGUGAAGUUCAUUCCUUCGUCUCGGGACCUCCACAGAUGUAUUCCAGUCUGUCAAGUAUGCCAGAACCUCAUCAGAUGUUGCUGUGGACGGCUGAUGGGGGAGCACUCUUGGCAACACUCCCUACCCCCCAUUUCCCUACAUCCUGGUCCCGGAGCGGAGCUGGAGGACGACUGGUCCGUGGAGCGUCACACCAAAGCCAGCCCCACCGACGCCUACGGGACCGUCGACUUUCAGGACACCGCCACACGAGUCUGCCGCGCCAAGUAUGUCCGUUUGGCGGUGGACUCAAAGCCUGAGGCGCUGCUGCAGCUGAUGCUGAGGGAGUGGCAGAUGGAGAGACCCAAGCUGCUGCUGACCGUUCAGGGUGGCGCAGAAAACUUCACCCUGCCGCCGAAAGUCAAGCAGGCCUUCAGCAAAGGGUUGGUCACCGCAGCCCUCAGCACCGGGGCCUGGAUCCUCACCGAUGGCAUCAACACAGGUGUGUCGAAGUACGUGGGCGAGGCGGUGAAAACAUUCGGGGGCCACAAUCUGCGGAAGAGAAACACAGUCGGCAUCACGCCCUGGGGGGUCAUCGACAACAACACGGACCUCAUCGGCAGAGACGUGUUCAGGCCCUACCAGCCGCUGGGGAACCCUCUGAGCAAGAGAGCCUGUCUCAACGGCUUCCACUCCCACUUCCUGUUGGUAGACGACGGCACGCUGGGAAAACAUGGCUGCCAACAAGGCCUCCGGAGGAAGCUGGAGAAACACAUCCAGCUGCAGAAGAUACACCCUCGGCUGAACCAGGGAGUGCCUGUGGUGUGUGUGGUUCUGGAGGGCGGCCCGGCCAUUGUGUCCACCGUGCUGGACUACGUCAGCAACAAGCCCCCCGUGCCGGUGUUUGUGUUCGAGGGAUCGGGCCGAGCUGCCGACCUGCUCGCCUUCUUACACAAGCAGACUGCUGUGGACAGGCAGCUGGACGCAGACAUUAAAGAGGACUUCGUGGUCCGGAUCGGAGACGUGUUUGGUGUGGAGACGGCAGAAGCCUCCCAGCUGUGCAGCCUCCUGCUCCAGUGUAUGGACCACAGACAGGCUAUUACUAUCUUUGACUCUGAGUCGGAGGACCAAACAGCCCCUGAUGCAGCCAUUCUGACAACUAGUCUCAAGGGCACCAAGGCCAGUCCUGCCGAGCAGCUGAGCAUGGCGCUGGCGUGGGACAGGGCGGACAUCGCACAGAAAGACGUCCUGGUGUACGGACAGCACUGGCAGGUGGGCUCCCUGGAGCAGGCCAUGCUGGAUGCUCUGGUGAUGGACCGAGUCAGUUUUGUGAAACUGCUGAUCGACAACGGCAUGACGAUGAGCCGCUUCCUCACGGUGGAGCGCCUCGAGGAACUCUACAACACGCCGCAGGGCCAGACAGACUGCUUCCUGCACCAGCUGGUUGAAGAUGCCAAACAGACCUCUCUUCCCAUAGGCUACCGUUUCUCUCUCAUUGACAUGGGUCAGGUGAUAGAGUAUCUGAUUGGAGGAGCCUACCGCAGCACCUACACACGGAAACCCUUCCGAGCCGCCCACAGCCGCCUGCACGACAAAGAGGACAGACGAGACAGUUCCGUCUCCUUUUCUAAACGGAGACACGGAUUGGUACCGGUGUCCUCGAGGAGCCGGAGUCUCCAGGAUCUGCAUUUCUUCAGGACGGCUCAGCCGUACAAACUCAAGGAUCAGGAUGUGUCUCCGGGGAGCAGUCGGGACGCCACGGCGAGCUCCGGCCUUGGCGGCGUGCCGCUCCUGGUUCCCUUUAACUUCAACGACCUGUUCGUGUGGGCCGUGCUGCACCAGCGCCAGCAGAUGGCGCUGUUCCUGUGGCAGCACGGCGAGGAAGCCCUGGCGCGCGCUACGGUGGCCUGCAAGCUCUACCGCUCCAUGGCCUUCGAGGCGCGGCAGAGCAGCAUGGACGACAACAUCUCAGACCGGUUCAGGACCUAUUCUCUGGAGUUUGGCCAGCUGGCGGUGGACGUCUUGGACCGAGCGUUUCGGCAGAACGAGCAGAUGGCGAUGAAGCUGCUGACGUCAGAGAUGGAGGCGUGGAGCCGCUUCACGUGUCUGCAGAUGGCCGUUUCCUCCAGUCACCGACCGUUCGUCUCGCACUCCUGCACGCAGACGCUGCUCACAGAUCUCUGGACCGGCUCGCUCAACAUGAGGAAAAACUCCUUCCUCAAGAUCAUUCUGAGCCUGCUUCUGCCCCCUGCCAUCCUGCUGCUGGAGUUUAAAAGUAAAGCGGAAAUGUGCCAUGUGCCGCAGUCCCAUGAGGCCAUGCUGUUCGGUCUCGAGUCUGUGAAGUCACCGCCCGUCCUCGAUGGAACCAAUCACGUGGGCAGGCAGGAUGCGGAGCGAGGCCGUGACGAAUGUUUUGGCCCCGUGUCUGAGACCGUGUCGUCUUUCAGCGUGCGGUAUCUGUCGUGGAUCACCCGUCUCUACGAGUUCUACACAGCUCCCGUUGUCAAGUUCUGGUUUCACACAAUGUCGUACCUGGCCUUCCUGAUGUUGUUCUCCUACGUGGUUCUGGUGAAGAUGGGGGAUCGGCCCAGUGUUGAGGAGUGGGUCGUCAUAGCCUACAUCCUGUCCACUGCCGUGGAGAAAACCAGAGAGGUGCUGAUGUCCGAGCCGAGGAAGCUGAGCCAGAAGCUGAAGAUCUGGUUCUCGGAGUACUGGAACGUCUCUGACUUCGUGGCCAUCCUGCUGUUCCUGGCUGGAUUGGUGCUGCGUUGGCACGAGGACCCGUACCGUACGGCGGGACGCAUCAGCUACUGUCUGGACAUCAUCUUCUGGUUCGUCAGGGUGACAGACCUGCUGGCCGUCAACCAGCAUGCCGGGCCCUAUCUCACCAUGAUCACCAGGAUGACCAGUAACAUGUUCUUCAUCGUGGUGAUGAUGGCGAUCGUGCUGCUGAGUUUCGGGGUGUCCAGGAAGGCCAUCCUGUCCCCCGACGAGGAGCCGUCCUGGAGCCUGGCUCGGGACGUGGUCUUCCAGCCCUACUGGAUGAUCUACGGAGAGGUGUACGCCGGCGAGAUAGACCCAUGUGAGGAUGGUAACUCGUGCCCCCCCUACUCCUUCCUCACGGCGUUCCUCCAGGCAGUCUACUUGUUCUUCCAGUACAUCAUCAUGGUCAACAUCCUCAUCGCUUUCUUCAACAACAUCUACUUUGACAUGGCCUCGACGUCCAAUAAGCUGUGGAAGUACAACCGGUACCGCUACAUCAUGACCUAUCAGGACCGGCCCUGGCUGCCCCCCCCCCUCAUCCUCCUCAGUCACAUGACCUUCCAAUACCACAGGAAGUUCCACGGAGACGCCGAGGGAGGAGAGCCCCGCCCUCGGGACUCUGUGAAGCUGAACCUGGGCCUCGAGGACCGUAAGAAGCUCCACGAGUUCGAGGAGAAAUGUGUGCAGGCCUACAUCAACGAGAAGAGUGAAGGUGUCCACAGCAGCCAGAUCAACAGGAUCAGGAACACAGCCGAGAG